UUCUUUAGGAAUACUAUAAAGAUCUCCUUUCCUUCGCUUGCCUUCCUAUAUAAAGAAAAAUAUCCAGAGGAUAUAUAGAGAUCGGUGAUCGGAAAUGGAGUUGGGAAGAGGAGAGAUGCUAGUGGCCUUCUUCUCCAUGGCCUUGUGGAUUGGUGGCGUGACGAGAGCAGAGGCUCAGCUCAAGGUCGGAUUCUACUCUCAAAGCUGCCCUCACGCCGAGGCCAUUGUCAAAGAGGAGAUCGAGAAGGCCCUCGGAGACGACGAAGGCGUCGGCGCCGACCUGAUCAGAAUGCACUUCCAUGAUUGCUUCGUCAGGGGUUGCGAUGGUUCGAUUUUGCUGGAUUCCACCAACAGUAGCAAAGCCGAGAAGGACGCGGAGAUCAACCUCACGCUCGAAGGAUUCGACAUUAUCGACGCCGUGAAGGAGAAGCUGGAAGCCGCCUGCAGGGGAGUUGUCUCCUGCGCCGAUCUCCUCGCCUUCGCUGCCAGAGACGCCGUCGUUCAUUACGGAGGAAUUCAGUACGAGGUGCCGUCGGGGAGAAGGGACGGGAAGAUCUCCGUUGCCACCGACGCUGACAUCCUCCCUUCGCCGGACUCUGAGCUCGCCGCGCUCACCCACUUGUUCGUCUCCAAAGGGUUGAGUCAGGCCGACAUGAUCGUCCUGUCGGGGGCCCACACCGUGGGCAUUGCGCACUGCGACGCCUUCUCCGAGCGGCUGUACUCGGCAUCCCCGGCGCUGGAGGUGGAGUACGCGUCGGAGCUGAGGAAGCAGUGCCCGCGGGGGAGCAACAAUACCGCACCGAUGGACCCGCAGUCGCCGCACAAGUUUGACAACCGCUACUACCAACUCGUGCUCGGCGACCGCGCGCUGUUCACCUCCGACUACGCGCUGCUGUCCACGCAAGGCACGGCGGCGCAGGUGAAGAACCUCGCCGGCGACUACUGGGGCUUCCAGAGUAAGUUCGCCGCCGCCAUCGUGAAGAUGGGCGCCAUCGGCGUCCUCGCUGGCUACGACGGUGAGGUUCGGGCCAACUGCCGAGUCGCCAACUGAGCAAUUAAUGUGCUGUAAUACAUUGAUUUGCGUAUGUGAUCGGUUCUCUGGUUACGUCGUCGUCUCUCAAAUUGUAAUAUUGUGUCGUUUUAUCUCGUGAUUUAAGAACGUCAAAUGAUUGUUGUUGUUGUUUUUUUUUUAAAUUAAAGAAAUAUUAUUUUCACAAGUUGCUAUAUAUUGUAACAGUUCUUAUAAUAGACAAAAUCAUAAGUGUACAACUCUCGUCAAAUAAUAAAAAAAUAAGAGUU
Zingiber officinale is the source of this 1299-nucleotide messenger RNA. RefSeq names its product peroxidase 5-like. Gene Ontology annotation, molecular function: peroxidase activity; heme binding. Gene Ontology annotation, cellular component: plasmodesma; plant-type cell wall. Gene Ontology annotation, biological process: hydrogen peroxide catabolic process; response to oxidative stress. Bases 95 to 1051 code for a protein of 318 amino acids. NCBI's taxonomy places the organism in Eukaryota, Viridiplantae, Streptophyta, Magnoliopsida, Zingiberales, Zingiberaceae. The record is from RefSeq and is a predicted model, not a curated record. The transcript is spliced from 3 exons.